Folsomia candida is the source of this 1271-nucleotide messenger RNA. RefSeq lists its product as uncharacterized. The transcript is spliced from 2 exons. Bases 97 to 885 code for a protein of 262 amino acids. The record is from RefSeq and is a predicted model, not a curated record. NCBI's taxonomy places the organism in Eukaryota, Metazoa, Arthropoda, Collembola, Entomobryomorpha, Isotomidae.
AAUAAUUUUUGUGACAUUGGAGAUACAUAUUUCAUAGAAAAUUUUACCAUAUUUUUAUUUAAAAAAUUGUCAACAUCUCGUAAUUGUCGUGUUAUCAUGUCAAUCGUCAUACUUGGUCGUGUAAGUGUGGAAAAUAUCUCAGAUCCAGUGGAACCCGCACUGGACUUAAACUCCAAUGUAGAGGAUGCGCAUCCCGAGAUUGACUACUAUCUCGUACAAUUUGACGAAGGCCCCACCCCCCUCCAAUUCUACUCGAACCUCUUCUCCUACACUUUCCGCACCCGGAACACAACUUGUGGCUUCCUAAAAGGCUUCUUCGCCACCUUAGCGACCAUACCGUUCAUGUGCUACGCUUUAAUCGCUUCUAUCGGCCAAAACCUGCGUGGAAUCCCGAUGUACUGCGAGGGCGAAGGUUCCUCCAUCCUGACCCAAGUUUGCUUCACGAUUCCACUAAUUUUCCCCGUCCUCCUCACAAUUCUGGACUAUUUGAUGUUUCAAACUUUUCGAAAACUACAUGAGACUGAGGAACCUUUCUUUAACGAAAAAACGAGCAUCAUAUUUCGUAGAGUGGCUCAAUUUUUGCAAAUUUGUCUGCUCUUAAUGGCGCUCGGGGGUGUGGGGGUAGUUUCCCUGAUUAUAUUUCGUACCUUGUCCUACUUCUGGGUUUUUGAGGGGGUCGAUUUCUGCUACACGGGGGAGAUCUUUUGGUGGAAAGUGGGGGCAGAAGGGGUGCUUUGGUUGGGAUGUAUUUUGGGAAUUUGUGGCGUGCUAGCCGGACACAAGAUGAUUGAUCGCAGUGACGAUGUGGUGGACUGGAUGGGUGUGCCGAUUGAUAUGUUUGAACGGGAGGGGGAAAGAAGGGAGUGGCGGAGACGCGGGAGGUGAUGGACAAGCCUACUUUAAUAGUCUGAAAAAAAUAUGAAACGUUACCUAACAGAUUGUUUUAUAUUCUGUCCCAAAAACUUAACAAACUCAGAAAAUUUUCAUUUGAAUUGAGGCAGAUUGCGAAAUUAUGAAAUUUAGCUAAAUACAAAUUUCUCAUUAAUUUGAAAUGAUAGUGGAAAUUGCAAAGUUCAGUAUUAUUGUGUCAUUCUUAAGCGGAAUGGAAAUAAUUUAAACUAGUUUUUUAAAGUCAUCUGUUUUUAAGUAAUUGUAAAUCGUGCCAAUCUUUGUCAAAACGCCGGAACAAAAAAUCCCACAUAAAUUUAAACAUACUUCUAAAAUUGAAUGUAUUAUAAUUUUAUAUAAAAUUCAUAUACUUAUAUAUUCAU